Molecule: messenger RNA, 792 nt
Organism: Gloeophyllum trabeum ATCC 11539
Lineage: Eukaryota; Fungi; Basidiomycota; Agaricomycetes; Gloeophyllales; Gloeophyllaceae
Product: Aldo/keto reductase
Exons: 7
Coding region: 1-792 (263 amino acids)
Molecular function (GO): oxidoreductase activity
Source: RefSeq, a predicted model, not a curated record
AUGCCUCGGCUGGGGUUCGGUGUCUACGCGUCUGCGAAGUCUAUCUGCAAGAGAAGCGUGACAUGUGCCCUGCAUGCCGGCUACAGGCACAUCGAUUCCGCGAUGUACUAUGAAAACGAGAAGGAAGUCGGGUUAGCGAUUCAAGCUUCGGUUAUACCACGCCACGACGUUUUCGUGACGACGAAGAUAUUGGCGCCACCACCUGAUGAUCCUACCGGUGGAAAGCUUUGGGCAAUGCUGAACGAAGCUGUAGACCGCUUCGAUUAUGUGGACCUGUUCCUCAUCCAUACGCCGACAAGUGGCCCAGAAGGACGAAUCAAACUGUGGAAAGCGCUGGAGAAGUUGAAGCAGAGUGGCAGGGCGAGAAGCAUCGGCGUAUCUAAUUUCGGUAUCAACCACCUCCAAGAGCUUGCAGCAUCGUCAUCGACGAGGCCUGCUGUCAAUCAGAUUGAGUUGCAUCCCUGGUGUCAGCAGAGAGAUAUAGUCAAUUAUUGCCAGAAUCAUGGAAUCACAGUCCAGGCAUAUUGUCCGCUUGUCCGAGGACAAAAGUUCGAAGAUCCUACGCUUAAUCAGCUGGUGUAUGUGCACCUCAAAGACCCCGCACAAAUUCUUCUUCGAUGGAGUCUGCAAAAAGGAUUCGUUCCGCUACCAAAAUCGGAUACACCAUCUCGGAUAGAGGCAAACGCGGCCUUGUAUGACUUCGAGCUAUCGGCCGAGCAGAUGGCUUUACUGGACAGUCUGGACCGGGGAGCAAAAGGCGCCAUAGAUAUCAACCCGGUCAACUGUCCAUAG